UUAAUUUAAAUUACUCUACUAUCAUCUAGUUGACAAAUCAUUAUUUUAUAAAGCGUAUAGGCACUUCGUGUUCAACUGAACAACUAAAGCUUUCGAUGUGACUAUCUCGUUUCUUUCAAAUAUGUAUAUUCUUGUACCUUUCAAGAAUCAUCUUUAAGUAGCGUCCCUCAAACCAUUUUGGAGCUCAGUUGUUCUCGCACCAUCAAACGCAUCAGACGUUGCCUUUGCCCUCUUUCAAAAGGGCUUCUAGAACUGGUUUUAUUUCCCAUUUUGUGUCCCCAACUUCAAAAACAGAUGACGAUGAGGAUGAUGAUGAUGCUGUCUUUUGCAUUGAUUACAUUCGUUCUUGUGGUUGGCAUCGACGGGCAACCCAUCAUCGAGCAUGACGAAGAGCCACCAGCAGCAGCUACAACCCAAGCAGAUAGAGUACUUUACGAUCAACGACAGUCUGGCAAAUACAACAUUCAUGUUAGCAUAAAAGAUGUGGCCAUAAUUGAGGUGGAUCAAAAUGAGAUUGUCGAUGAGGCCUAUGACGAUGAGGACGAUUACUACUAUGAUGACAGUGCGUUGACCAUUAAACCCAUCAAGUUUACCACUGAAACGACAGAGAGUACUACACCACCAACAAAAACCACAGCCACCAUUAGCUCUUCAAGUGAGAAACCGGUGAUCACCACAAUUCAACCAGAGAUUGGAAUAACCUUAACUCCCACAUCGAGUCCAUUUAACCUUACCGCUUAUAGUGCCAAUCUUUUGGCCGAUAUUGCAAGAAUUAGGCCAAAAUCGAAUAAGAGCAACUUGAUCAUUAUGGAGACACCAAUUGGUGGAUCAUCCACACCGCGUCAGCCUCUUUCUCUGCAAGAUGUACCUGUGCCUAUGGCAAAAGCUGUGCCUCGACCUCUCUUGCCCGAGAAUAUUGAGUAUACACCACCUCAAGGUCACAAUUCACCCAUAUUCAAGGUCAAAGUGCAACGUGCUGCAUCCGAGACCUCAGCCCGCUGUCAGGCUCAUCAAUUCCGCGAUGCUCAUGGCAAAUGCCGCAGCAAACGAUCUGGUUCCAUCCUAAAGAAACUCUUCAGCAUGCUGGUGUCGCUGCCCUUUGCUGGCGAACGUCGUCGUGGUCAUGGUCAUGGUCUGGAAGUGUCAUCUCAUCCAAUCGAGGGUUAAUGAUCUGACGAUAUUUGUGAUCUCUUGAUUGGAUCUUUAGUACUCUUAAAAUGUAGUCUAAGUUACUUAAUAAGUGCCUUCUGAAAUAUACUUUGACUGAAUUCUUUGCA
Molecule: messenger RNA, 1277 nt
Organism: Drosophila willistoni
Lineage: Eukaryota; Metazoa; Arthropoda; Insecta; Diptera; Drosophilidae
Exons: 3
Coding region: 295-1167 (290 amino acids)
Source: RefSeq, a predicted model, not a curated record